Messenger RNA from Yamadazyma jaroonii, 561 nucleotides. Lineage: Eukaryota; Fungi; Ascomycota; Pichiomycetes; Serinales; Debaryomycetaceae. The record is from the annotation of a GenBank genome assembly.
AUGGGUAAAGCAAGAAAGACUAGAAAAUUCGCUUCAGUUAAAAGAAUAAUCAACAGUAAGAACAUCAAGAAAGAUGAUAAAGCUAUAAUUAAGAAAGAUGAUCCAGAAUUAACCAAAUCUAUUCCUCAAGUUUCAUCAUCCUUAUUCUUCCAAUAUAAUCAAAGUAUUAAACCACCAUAUCAAAUUUUGAUCGAUACCAAUUUCUUCAAUUUUUCAAUCCAAAAGAAAAUCGAUAUCGUCCAAGGUUUGAUGGAUGUUACUAUGGCCAAAUGUAUACCUUUAGUUACUGAUUGUGUCAUGGCUGAAUUGGAAAAAUUAGGAAGUAAAUAUAGAAUUGCAUUGAAAUUAGCCAAAGAUCCUAGAAUUAAAAGGUUGACAUGUAGUCAUAAAGGUACAUAUGCUGAUGACUGUAUUGUUAAUAGAGUCAUCCAACAUAAAUGUUAUAUUGUUGCUACUAAUGAUGCCGAUUUAAAAAGAAGAAUAAGAAAAGUUCCAGGUAUUCCUAUUAUGGGAGUUGGUGCCAGGGCAUAUGUCAUCGAAAGAUUACCAAACGUCUUUUAG